This is a messenger RNA of Asparagus officinalis (garden asparagus), 1095 nucleotides long. RefSeq lists its product as uncharacterized. Lineage: Eukaryota; Viridiplantae; Streptophyta; Magnoliopsida; Asparagales; Asparagaceae. The transcript has 4 exons. Gene Ontology annotation, biological process: lateral root development; mitotic cell cycle. Bases 1 to 726 code for a protein of 241 amino acids. The record is from RefSeq and is a predicted model, not a curated record.
AUGGGUCGUGUGGAGGAGAGGAAACACAAAGGUCGCAUUGAGGAGAGGAAACACAAAGGUCAUGUUUUGGUUGAGCUAUGUGGACCUGAUACUUACACUCAACGUGGAGGUAGCCUCUAUGCUCAGGCUUGGAAAAGCGAGGGCCUCGCUCUACAUGGUCGUGAGAUCUAUGCUCCGACUGGACCUGAGGUCUGCGUUCAGAGCAAUCUUGAGGCCUGCAUUCAGAGUAGUCUUGAGGUCUGCGUUCAGAGUAGUCUUGAGGUAUGCAUUCAGAGCAGUAUUGAGGUCUGCGUUCAGAGCAGUCUUAAGCGCACUCGCGACGCCGUCACCGCUCGCCUCGUAGAAACCCUAACCUGCCCCUCCUCCGUCCUCGCCAAGCGCUACGGCGUCCUCCCCGAGGCGGAAGCUGCCUCCGUCGCCGGCGAGAUCGAGAAGGAGGCGUACGACGCGGCCGAAUCCGCCUCCGACGAGGCCAAGGCGGCGUCGGUCGAGGGAGGGAUCGAGAUCUUGGAGAUCUACUCCAAGGCGAUCAGUAGGAAGAUGCUGGAGUCUGUGAAGGCGAGGGGUGGGGUUCAGAACAUGAGUCCGCCAGAGAUUGAGAAUCUGUCGGUGGAGGAUGCGGAGAAGGAGUCUCGUGGCGGGGGGGGGGCGGGGGGCGGAGGCGGAGGCUCCGGCGGCUACUUAAGGCUGGGCGAGGGGUUUUGGUUUUUCAGGAGUGGUGCGUGAAAAGCCAAACUGUAGGAAUUGCAAUUAAGUAUUGAGAUGGUAGUCUUUUCCAGUCUAAAUUUCUUCAGGGAUACUUCUGAUUGCGUUCUGCAUCUGCUGCUCCUAUAUUAAAAAAAAAAAAAAAAAAUCGGUUUGAGAUGUCUUGGUUGUCAUAAAAUAAUGACAUCGGUGCUUAAUGUUUCUUAUCAUGUCAAAGUCCAAUGAAGCCAGUCUAAUGUAGUAUAUGAUGCUUCAAUUUAACCUUAAUGAUGUCCAUUGAAGAAAUACCUGUUACAGGAUCUAUUCCUGGGCAAACAAUUGUUUGUAUGUAUGCUGCAUGAACGUGUUUAAGUACGUAUAAGAGAAAUAUUUGGUUGGUUUUACUUUGAA